Oreochromis aureus is the source of this 7169-nucleotide messenger RNA. RefSeq names its product diacylglycerol kinase zeta-like. Gene Ontology annotation, molecular function: protein binding; ATP-dependent diacylglycerol kinase activity. The transcript has 37 exons. Gene Ontology annotation, biological process: intracellular signal transduction; regulation of synaptic transmission, glutamatergic; lipid phosphorylation. Bases 331 to 4206 code for a protein of 1291 amino acids. Gene Ontology annotation, cellular component: nucleus. The record is from RefSeq and is a predicted model, not a curated record. Lineage: Eukaryota; Metazoa; Chordata; Actinopteri; Cichliformes; Cichlidae.
AAUAGCUGUCACCGUACACCAGGGUUUAGUCUAAGCUCGACAAAUACAUAGCCGAGUAAGAGGCGUGGAAUCACGGAUGGAUAGUUUUCUGCUUUCUUUGACAGCAUUUCCAAAGGAGGACUGGAGAGUCAGAGAUGUCCAGCAGGAGCUAUACCAGCUUCGAGUGGAGGAAACCCAUCUUCGGUCGCAUGGAUAUUUGAUAUCUGACUGUUAACCCGCAGUCAAUGAAGACAAGGAAAGGGCACUGCUGUGUUCUUUACCCAACCAUAUCUCAUCAGAUGCUACAUAGCAUUUUAAGUAGCAGUGUAUUAUAUUGCUCUCCAAGACGAGAUGGAUUUGUUUUUCCAGCGACACUUUGGUCGACGUCAAAAAAGACAAAAGCAUUUUGCUGCAGUGCGUCACAAAUGUCCCUCUGUUCAGGCCAGUAAAGCCAGGAGGCGCUCUAGCGUUGGUCUGCCCUCUGUAGCAUUAGUACAGUCCAGACGCUCCUCUGUCGGUUUGCCUCUGGUUUGCCAUGACCAGCGCAGGCGCCCAAGUGUUGGCUUACUAGUGGCCAGUGGACAGAAACGACAGUCUAUCAUCGAGCUUGGGCUAACAAAUGCAAGUGAAGGACCAGGAAGAGGAACUGAGACAGCAGAGGGGGCCACCAAGAAAGGAAGACAUCGUCCCUGCUGCUCAGUCUCCUGUGCACGUCGUUCUAAAGUGAAAUCUAUUGAACCUCAUUUACUGGGAUCCUCUAUGUUACUGGCAAGUGUAGUGCAGAUGGGCACAGGACUGAAAAAGGAAGAAGAGGAUGAAGAGGACCUGGAUGUCUCUCCGUGCUCCUGUUCUGAGUCAGGUGAAGAAGAAGAGAGCGAUAAAGAAGCUGAUGAAGAAAGCUUCACCCUGGCAGCUCACAGGCACCUAACGCAGGCUGUGGUUACGGAGAACAUCAAAGCCCGGCCCUUGCUCUGGCCUCCUCGCUGUCUGAGACGAAAUUCCUCACACUUGCUUCCGGCAGACUCCGUGUUUCAGGAUAACAAAGCAGGGUUCGGCGUCUAUGGCCGAUAUAAUCCAUUAGAGUCGAGUCACAGUACAGCAAACUUGACUAACGCAAUGUCGACUUCCGUGACCAGUCCCAGCCUUGGGCAGCUGGCUCCAGCAGGCCUGAGCUUUGAUGUUGGGGCAGCUGCAGCAGAUGCUACCUCAUCUGGCUCCAUGCUCCAUAAAAGCUGUUUCUCACCACUAGAUGGACCCCAGCAAAGCAUUUAUUACGAUCCUUACCAGGAUACAUGGGACAACUUCCUCUCAAAAGCCAUAGCUAAGUCCGGUCUGCACCAUCUUCCCUGUCAGCCCAGCACUUCCUCUCUGACCAGGACCGACCCAGAAGCAAACAUCUCCAGCACUGUGGACUGGACUGAGGUAGCUGUGUAUGGAGAUCAUAUCUGGUUUGAAACAAAUGUGUCUGGAGACUACUGCUAUGUGGGAGAACAGCACUGUAUUGCCAGAUUACUGCAAAAGUCUGUCAGUCGAAGGAAGUGUGCUGCCUGUAAGAUUGUUGCUCACACCGUCUGCAUAGAACAACUGGAGAAGAUUAAUUUCAGGUGUAAACCAUCAUUCAGGGAAUCAGGAUCCAGAAAUAUUCGAGAGCCUAUUGUGGUUCGCCAUCACUGGGUGCAUCGGAGACGACAAGAAGGCAAAUGCAGACAGUGUGGGAAGGGUUUCCAGCAGAAGUUUGCUUUCCACAGUAAGGAGAUUGUUGCCAUCAGCUGCUCGUGGUGCAAACAGGCUUACCACAACAAGGUUUCCUGCUUUAUGCUGCAGCAAAUUGAGGAAGCUUGUCCAAUGGGUGCUCAUGCUGCCCUCAUAGUUCCACCCACAUGGAUAAUUCGGGUCAAACGCCAUCAGUCAUCGAUGAAGUCCAGUAAAAAGAAAAAAAGAACAUCGUUCAAAAGGAAAAGCAGCAAAAAAGAGGAGGGGCGGCAGUGGAGGCCAUUCAUAAUCCGUCCCAUCCCAUCACCACUUAUGAAACCCCUGCUUGUGUUUGUCAAUCCCAAGAGUGGAGGAAACCAGGGCACUAAGAUUUUGCAGUCCUUCAUGUGGUAUCUGAACCCCAGACAGGUGUUUGACCUGAGCCAAGGAGGACCAAAGGAGGGUUUGGAGCUGUAUCGUAAAGUCCAUAACCUAAGGAUCCUGGCCUGUGGAGGAGACGGCACUGUGGGUUGGAUCCUAUCGUGUCUUGAUGAACUGGCAUUAACCCCCCAGCCUCCGGUUGCUGUGUUACCACUUGGGACAGGAAAUGACCUUGCUAGGACCCUUAACUGGGGAGGGGGCUACACAGAUGAACCUCUGUCUAAGAUCCUGUCUCAUGUGGAGGAGGGAACAGUUGUCCAGCUAGACAGGUGGAACCUCCUGGUUGAACCAAACCACAGUGCAGGGGCUGAGCCAGAUGAACAGCAAACUGAUAAGCUUCCUCUGGAUGUUUUCAACAAUUACUUCAGCCUUGGAUUUGACGCCCACGUGACUCUUGAAUUUCAUGAGUCGAGAGAGGCCAACCCAGAGAAGUUUAACAGUCGUUUCAGGAAUAAGAUGUUCUACGCUGGGACGGCGUUCUCAGAUUUCCUGAUGGGAAGCUCCAAAGACCUGUCAAAGCACAUCAAAGUGGUGUGUGAUGGAACAGAUUUAACAUCAAAGGUUCAGGACUUGAAGCUACAGUGCCUGGUCUUCCUCAACAUCCCCAGGUAUUGUGCAGGCACCACACCAUGGGGUAACCCCAGUGAGCAUCAUGACUUUGAACCUCAACGCCAUGACGACGGAUACAUCGAAGUUAUCGGAUUCACGAUGACUUCACUGGCUACUCUUCAGGUUGGAGGUCAUGGUGAGAGGUUGAACCAGUGCAGAGAAGUGAUCCUCACCACUACUAAACCUCUCCCGGUGCAGGUGGAUGGCGAACCUUGCAGACUUGCUCCAUCAGUCAUCCAUAUCAGCCUCAGAAACCAGGCCAAUAUGGUUCAGAAAACCAAACGACGAACCUCUAUACCACACCUCAAUGAUCAGCAGCCGGUCCCGGAGAGGCUGAGGAUCAGAGUCAGUCGGAUCAGCAUGGCUGACUACGAGGCUCUGCACUACGACAAGGACAAACUACGGCAAGCAUCCAUUCCUCUGGGACUGAUCGUGGUUCCUGGUGACAGUGACUUAGAGACCUGCAGAGAACACAUCCAGCGAUUACAAGAGGAGGAGGCAGCCAAGCCGAAGAAUCUUUGCUCACAGAGAUUGUCCCCAAAGUGGUGUUUCCUUGACUCCACGACAGCUGAUCGUUUCUACAGGAUAGAUCGAGCACAGGAACAUCUCAACUAUGUAUCCGAAAUCUCCCAGGAAGAGAUCUUCAUCCUGGACCCUGAACUUGUUGUCAUGACAACUGUAGGCACCUCCCCCUCAGCCAUGGCUGACCUGGUUAACCCCGCCCCUAACCCAGUAAACAGCAGGGACAACACUUCUAGUCAGAGCUCCACUGAUGUUUUAGUCUACACUGCUGCUUCCUCCUGCGACUCACCUUCAUCCUCUGUUCCCAGUUCUUCCCCAAGGCAGCACAUGAACAGUGACAGCACAGAAGCAGAUGUUUUGACGCACAACAAAGAACCUGUGACCAGCAAACUCAGCCGAGCGGGUUGUAUCCAUCGUUCCAACAUAACAGCUGCGGAUACUAACCAAAGGCAAAGAUGGGAAAAGAGCCAAAAGAUGAGCGAAACAGAAAAGGAGAGAGAAAAAGAGCUGAACGUGUACCUGACAAGUCUGUGUGGAAGACAGAGAAAAAUGUUAAUGGAUUGUGUGAAGAACAAGGACUUGAAGAAGUUGCAGGAGCUGCACCUGAAGGGAGCCGACCUCACGGUCCUGGACCAGUCGGGGUGGAGCUUGCUACACCAUGCUGUUAGUGCAGGGAGCAAGGACAUGGUGCGCUACAUCCUUGACAAUGCACCAAGUGAGCUGAUUGAUGUCACUGAAAAACUACAUGGGGAAACGGUUCUUCAUCAGGCUGCGUCGCUGUGUCACAGGACUAUCUGUCAUUAUCUGGUAGAAGCAGGAGCCUCACUCAUGAAAACAGACCUGCUGGGUGAUACUCCUAAGAACAGGGCAGAGAAGGCUCAUGAUGCUGAACUGGCAGCGUACCUGGAGAACAGACAGCAUUACCAGAUGAUACAGAGAGAGGAUCAGGAAACAGCUGUCUAAAAUAUUUGAACUCUCCUUGAACUGGACAUGGAUGAAGGUUUUGUCUCCUUCCUCAUAUUGACCAGACAGAACGCGUUUAAUGCCUUUGUGCGAGCUGAACUGGACACAGAUUCCAGUUUACUGCUGACAGCCCUCAAAAACAGAGUGAAGCUGUGCCAAACAUGGUUUAAAUAGGAGGGCUUGCUUUAACUGCGGUGAAGCUACGCACAUUUUCAGAAGUUUAUUAAGUUGUUUUGAUAUUUUGAUGUUAAAUAGCUUAGUAAGAAUAAUAAUAUUGAUUAAAAAAUCUUGUGAAAUCCUCUGACUUGGAACAUCAGUUUGGGGAAUUGGGAUUGUGGGUGGGGGUUUGAAGACUCAUGUUAAUAUGAUAAUGAUUGGGGGGCAAAGGAAUUUAGUUUAUUUCCUAUGAUUAUUAAAUAAACAACAAACAAAAAACCUAAAUCUGUCAGAAACUACAGACACUGUAUGUGUAUAGAUCAUAGAUCAUACUUGAUGCAGGCCGGAGCUAGACCGAUAAUUAAAAAAAAUUCCUAUAAGUUAAAUGUCCUGCUGAUUAACCUGAUUCCAAAAGAGGGUCGACGUGUUUAAUACCAAAGUUCUUUGUAGUAAAAUACACAUGUGACUAAUAAACAUGCGAAUCACUAGCUGGGUAAAAACAACACACUUUGUAGACACAUACUGUGAUCAGAGCAACAUUCUGUACCCUGAUGGUAAACAGGAUCAGCAUGCAAAGCAUAAAGAAAUUACAUAUUUUCCAAUGUCGAAUUCUUUUAUUUUUUUUUUAAAUUCAUUUGAAUUUGAAUAUUGAAGGACACAGGAAACUUUUACAUCUACCAAAUUUACGAAUGUGUGUUAGGACGACAUGUUCCAACAUGUCCAACAUACUCCGCUUUAUUUUAACAUUUAUUGAAUGUCCAACAAGGACAAGUGAGAGCAGAGCAGCCUGGACCUCACAGGGUAGAUAAUGGUGAAAAGAAGAGUUGGUCAAAACCACAAGUGUUCAUCCUCUUGGGACCAUGAAUACCUCUAGUUCAUUUUAUGAAAAUUAUUGGCAUCAUCAAUAUAAAUGCUGUUAGAUUAAUACUUGAACUAAGCCUUAAAACAUUUUCCAGUUCUGUGCUUUUGUUUCAUAAAUGAUGGUGAUGUGUUCAUAGAGGUUUUACUAAUAAUACCAUUUGUAGCCAGAAAACUCAAACUGAUGGCACUACCCUCGUGAUUCCUCUUGAAUAAUUCCAGCACAAAUAACCACAUUAAUGAACGUAACAGUGGAUUGACAGACGUAUGUUGCUGCUGCAGUAGGUGGCACAGGAAGACUGCUGUACUGUGUCUGAAGUGUCACAGACGUCAGUACCCCAACAUAACCUGCAGGAAACUACCAAUGAGUCGAGGCUUUACCUGGAGACACAGUCCUUUCCAGGUUUAACGCACAUGUAUUAGAACUGAUCUGUGCAUACUCGGUGGGUUUGCACAUUGAGAGUAAGUCACCACUGCUGUGAUCAUGAUUUGGUAGAACACACAACACUGGCUGUUAUUAUAAGACAUAGAUCAUAAUGCCCUAAAUAUUUAACACAUCUAGCACUAAAGCCUUCAUGUCUUUGAUCAUUCCUAUCACAUUGUUAAUAAAGCUGAUUCACCACAAGCAUGUCUGCCAAAACCAUUGACUGAAAAAAUAAGCAGUGUGAUUAGAGUGGCUUUUCAUUCAGUGACUGUGGGGGAGGUGUUAUAUUAAAGUAUAAUAAUGUCAGAUUAGAUCAAAUCUAUUUUAGUUCAACAAAUAAAUAUAAUUAGAUAUAACAGAUGAAGCAAUUAAGAAAUAUAUUUUGGAAUAUUUACAUCAAGUAAAAUUGAUUUCAUCAGUGGUUUGCGACUGCAAGUGAAGAUGUGGCUCAUCGAGAGCUCCCAUAGUUUCAUCAAUCUUUAUUACUUUUUCUGUGUAUUUUAAAAGGCAGUAAGUAUUAGGCCAUUCCCCUAGCAAAGAAAAGAAUGAUGUGUUGUUUUUAAAUAUGUUUCAAAUGAAUAGCUGAGUAAUUACACGUUGGCACAAUGAUGCAGUAGUUAGUACUGGAAGAUCAACAGCAUAGAGAUCAAGAAAAUUAGUGUUUUUUGUUAUGUAUGAAGAAAAAAGAUCAGCAUUAGAAAUGACUCUAAACAUAGUGAGGACAUCUAUAAGUAACAAUGUUACCACUCAUUACAUGGCUCUUUGAUUGAUUUUAGUUUUAAGUCCAGAUUCUCCAGGAAUACUAAAAUAUUUGAAAAGGAAACAGGAAAGGCUAGAAGCUCUGGGCUUUAUAAUUACAAAAUAAAGUUUUUCACACUGCUUUGACAUGAAGAAAACAAUGACGUGCAGAAACCUGUCUAUUUUAAUGUUAGUUUACUUUUGGGGGGAUUUCAGUGACUUUGUCAAAAGUCAGUGUAUUAUAGAAUUUACUGUACAAAGUUUAGACCGGAGCGCAGCACCUACUGAAUACUUUCAAACCAAAACCAAAAGUCUGUGCCCAAUUUUACUGACUUGACUUUUUUGUUUUGUUUUGUCUGUAACUUUCAGCAUUUGAACUUUUUUGAUGUCUUAAGUUUAGCUUUGCAUUGGAAUUCUUGUAACACAGUGAUGUAAAGUUAGGAUUUUUUUUUUUUCAAUCAUCUGUUGCCAAUGUUGUUGUUUUUUCCAAGGGAAUUGUUUGUUGAAACAUUUGUAUGAAAUAGUUUAAUUGCAAUUAUCAACAAUUAUGUGUUUUUUAUCUUUCAUCAUUUGGUAAAUGGCCUGUAUUUGUAUAGCGCUUUACUUAGUCCCUAUGGACCCCAAAGUGCUUUCCGAUAUGUACUAAUUGGUUUUAACUCCAGUUUGUUUUUGAGAGGAAUGUAAAGAUAAUAAAACAAAGAAGAAGAGGUUGUUUGCUUUUUCAUGGUGUCUUUUGCUUUUUGCAUGUAAAAGUACACCCAGUAAAGCCAUUAAAUUUUUCAAUUUC